Carica papaya (papaya) is the source of this 1318-nucleotide messenger RNA. The record is from RefSeq and is a predicted model, not a curated record. Lineage: Eukaryota; Viridiplantae; Streptophyta; Magnoliopsida; Brassicales; Caricaceae.
GCUGUUUUCCUUCGAUCUCUGCACACGCGUCUUUUUCAUGCUUGAUCUCUCGGUUCGCUGAUACAGCGAAAAUCGAUAAUCCAUGGCGGAUUGGACACUUCUCCCGCAGGAACUCGUACACCUCAUUUCCAAGCAUCUCGAGACCCCCACCGACCUUAUGCGAUUUCGCUCCGUCUGCUCCUCGUGGAGAGUCUCUGCUACCCCAAAACGCAGUCGUUUACCUGGUGGAUACCGGAACCUCGCGGACAACGCCAUCUCUGACUCUGCCUUCGGUUUCUACCUUUCCAAACGCACCAUCUUCCUCAUCACACCACCCGAAUCCCAAACUGAAACAAACCCUAUUGCUUGGUUAGUCAAAGUCGAGGAGGAUAUUCCCGACAGAAAGCGCCUGCUGAAUCCACUCACGAGAAACUAUAUCGAUUCUUUACCUGAAGGUUUUCCCCGAAUUCUCGACGUAUCGAGGUUUCGGCUACAAGAGUUGGGUCAAGAAUUUGUGCUUCAUUACGUGAAUUGUAGUUUAGAGAUGGGUAGCGUGUAUAUGGAGAAAGUAGUUGUUAUGAGUUUAGACGAUGAAAAUGGAAAUGAUUUUAUGUUGCUAACUAUUCACGUUUCUGGUAAAUUGGCUGUCUUUAAAUCUGAGAACAGAGCAUGGACUAUAAUUCAUGACAUGCCAUCUCCAUUCGAUGAUGUUAUACUGUUUAAAGGGCAUUUCUAUGCUGUGGAUAAUAAUGGGAGGACCGUGAUUGUAGAUUCUUCGUCUAUUGACUUGAAUGUGACUGCAAAUCCUGUUUUUGGCGGUGACAAGAAGUUACUGGUUGAAUCUUGCGGUGAACUUUUGUUGGUUGAUAUGUAUUUGAGCAUAGAAACGGAGGGAGGGGGUUUUCUGGAGGAGUAUUUUGAGCAUCUUGCUUAUUAUAUGAAGGAGAGAACGGUUAGGUUUAAGGUUUUUAGAUUGAAUGUAGAAGGAAAAAUGUGGGUUGAGCUUGAAAGUUUGGAUAAUCGUGUAUUGUUCAUUGGUGAUGAUUGUGCCUUUUCUGCUUCUGCUUGUGAUAUGCUAUCGGAAUUCAAAGGGAAUUGUGUGUUUUUUGCGGAUACUUAUGGGAAUGGUGAAGAAAAUGAAGCUGCAGGAGUUCAGGGAAUAGGUUUAUUUGAGUUUGAUUCUGGUAAUAUAGGAUCAUUAACAAACUACCCAGAAUAUAACAAGUUGUUCUGGCCACCUCCACGCUGGAUUUUUGAAGCUGGCAGAGGAUAAUGUCAAAGUGGCAUAGAAAUGCAAAUCCUGCUUCUUCUUCUACUGUUUUGCUCAAUAAAUCCUUGC